Messenger RNA from Podospora anserina S mat+, 1233 nucleotides. RefSeq lists its product as uncharacterized. The record is from RefSeq and is a predicted model, not a curated record. Bases 1 to 1233 code for a protein of 410 amino acids. Gene Ontology annotation, cellular component: methionyl glutamyl tRNA synthetase complex. Gene Ontology annotation, molecular function: tRNA binding. The transcript has a single exon. NCBI's taxonomy places the organism in Eukaryota, Fungi, Ascomycota, Sordariomycetes, Sordariales, Podosporaceae.
AUGGCCUACCUCGACUCCCAGAAAUACACCCCCGCCGAGGAAACUGAGAUCCAAUCCUGGCUUUCCAAGGCCUCCUCCGUGUCUCCCGAUAACUCCUCCCUCCUCGACGAGAUUAACAAUACCCUCGCCACCCGCACCACCGCCCUCGGCACCAAGCCCUCCAAAGCCGAUAUUGCUCUGUAUGAGUCCCUCGCGCCCCUCGUCAAGUCCUGGGGCCCCGAGCAGCGCACCGGCGAGCACGGCCACCCCAACAUUGUUCGCCUCGUCGACUUUGUGCAAAACUCACCCUUUUUCGGGCUCGACGUCAAGCACAAGGUCGAGGUCGAUGUUGAGGAUAUUCGCUAUGUCAAGCCCGUCGUUGACGCCAAGGCCGAGAAGGAGAGGUUGAAGAAGGAGAAGGCUGCUGCUGCUGCUGCUGCCGCCGCCGCUGGUGGUAACGCUGAGCAAAAGACCCUCGUCGACCGCACAAAGGAGGCUGCCCAAACAGUCGUUGAAAAGGCCGUCGAAGCCAAGAACACCGUUGUCGAGGCUGUCACUGGCGACGCUGCCGCCGCCGCUGGUGCCAAGCCCCAAAAGCAAAAGAAGGAAAAGAAGGAGAAGAAGGGCCGCGAGCCCGCCCCUCCCCCACCUCCCCAGGUCCUCUCGCCGUGCCUGAUCGACCUCCGUGUUGGCCACAUCCUCAAGGCGAUCAAGCACCCCGAAGCUGACUCCCUUUAUGUCUCCACCAUCGCCAUGGGCGACAAGCCCGGUACCGACGACACCACCGAAGUCGACGGUCAAAUCUGCCGCACUGUCUGCUCGGGUUUGAACGGGUUGGUUCCUCUUGAGGAGAUGCAAGGCCGCAAGGUGGUGGUGGUGUGCAACCUUAAGCCGGUCAAGAUGAGGGGCAUCAAGAGCAGCGCCAUGGUGCUGGCUGCCUCGCCCAAGAUCAAGGAGGGAGAGGUGGACGAUCACAAGGGCCCCGUCGAGCUGGUCAACCCACCUGCCGAUGCCAAGGCUGGCGAGAGGGUCUACUUUGAGGGGUGGGCCGGCGAGCCGGAGAAGGUGCUGAACCCAAAGAAGAAGAUUUGGGAGACGUUCCAGCCUGGGUUUACGACUACGGACGACUUGGAGGUUGCGUUUGAUGCGGGGGUUGUGGAGGCGCUGGAGGGGAAGACGGGGUUGGGCAAGUUGGUGACGGAGAGCGGAGGGGUUUGCAAGGUGAAGAGCUUGACGGGUGCGCAGGUUAGGUAA